Molecule: messenger RNA, 2436 nt
Organism: Canis lupus familiaris (dog)
Lineage: Eukaryota; Metazoa; Chordata; Mammalia; Carnivora; Canidae
Gene: PROS1
Product: protein S
Exons: 15
Coding region: 80-2113 (677 amino acids)
Cellular component (GO): extracellular region
Molecular function (GO): calcium ion binding
Source: RefSeq, a predicted model, not a curated record
CGCGUCCGUCCGUCCGGGUCCCCGCGUCCGUCCGGGUCCCCGCCGCCGCCGCCCCGGUCCCCCCGCCGUCCGCUCCGCGAUGAGGCUCCUGGCUGGGCGCUGCGGGGCGCUGCUGGCGUGCCUGGUCCUGGUGCUCCCGGUCUCCGAGGCCAACUUUUUGUCAAAGGAGCAUGCUUCUCAGGUCCUGGUUAGGAAACGCCGUGCAAAUUCUAUGUUUGAAGAAACCAAAAAAGGUAAUCUUGAAAGAGAAUGCAUUGAAGAAUUGUGCAAUAAAGAGGAAGCCAGAGAGAUCUUUGAAAAUGACCCUGAAACGGAUUAUUUUUAUCCAAAAUACUUAGGUUGUCUUGGCUCUUUCCGAGCUGGAUUGUUCACUGCUGCGCGCCUGUCCACUGAUGCUUACCCCGAUCUAAGGAGCUGUGUCACUGCCAUUCCAGACCAGUGUAGCCCUCUGCCGUGCAACGAGGAUGGAUACAAGACCUGCAGGGAUGGCCAAGCUACAUUCACUUGCAUCUGUAAGCCAGGCUGGCAGGGCGACAGGUGUGAGUACGAUAUAAACGAGUGCAAAGAUCCCUCAAAUAUAAAUGGAGGUUGCAGCCAGAUGUGCGAUAAUACACCUGGAAGUUACCACUGUUCCUGUAAAAGUGGUUUUGUUAUGCUUUUGAAUAAGAAGGACUGCAAAGAUGUGGAUGAGUGCUCGAUAAUGCCGGACAUUUGUGGCGCAGCCGUGUGCAAGAACAUCCCCGGGGACUAUGAAUGCGAAUGUGCGGAAGGCUACAGAUACAAUCCCGCGCUCAAGUCUUGUGAAGAUGUGGACGAAUGCUCUGAGAACCUGUGUGCUCAACUUUGUGUCAACUACCCUGGAGGUUACUCUUGUUACUGUGAUGGGAGAAAAGGAUUCAAACUCGCCCAAGAUCACAAGAGCUGUGAGGCUGUUCCAGUGUGCCUGCCCUUGAACCUCGACAAGAAUUAUGAAUUACUUUACCUGGCAGAGCAAUUUGUAGGGGUGGUUUUAUAUUUAAAAUUUCGUUUGCCGGAAAUCACCAGAUUUUCAGCUGAAUUUGAUUUCCGGACAUACGAUUCAGAAGGUGUUAUCCUGUAUGCGGAAUCUCUUGACCGCUCGGCUUGGUUCCUGAUUGCGCUUCGUGAUGGAAAAAUUGAAAUUCAGUUUAAGAAUGAAUUUACAACCAAAAUCACAACUGGAGGCAAGGCUAUUAAUAAUGGGCUGUGGAAUACGGUCUCUGUGGAAGAACUAGAAUACAGUAUUAGUAUAAAAAUAGCUAAGGAAGCCGUCAUGAAUAUAAAUAAACCCGGACGCCUUUUUAAGCCUUCAAAUGGAUUCCUAGAAACUAAAGUAUAUUUUGCAGGAUUACCUCGGAAAGUGGAGAAUGUCCUCAUUAGACCGAUUAACCCUCGUCUAGAUGGAUGUAUACGAGGCUGGAAUUUGAUGAAUCAAGGAGCUUCAGGAGUAAAGGAAAUUAUUCAAGAAAAACAGAAUAAGCAUUGUCUCGUCACGGUGGAGAAGGGCUCCUACUACCCUGGUUCUGGAGUGGCUGUGUUUGGCAUAGAUUAUACCCCCGACUCCGACUCCGCGGCCGGCGCCUGGCAGCUGAACGCGUCGCUGAGCGUCCGCGCCUCGGCCGGCACCGGCGUCCUGCUCGCCCUGGUUUCCGGCAGCUCCGUGCCCCUCGCCCUGUCGCUGGCGGACUCCAUCUCCGAGACGCUUCAGGAUAUCCUAGUGUCUGUUGAAAAUAUUGUAAUAUCUCGGAUAGAGGCUGUCAAUCUGUGUUCCAAUCAACAAGUCCAUCUGGAAUUAAAAGUCAACAGAAACAAUCUGGAGCUGUCAACUCCAGUUAAAAAAGAUACCAUCUCCUCUGAAGACCUUCCACAACAAUUUGCCAGUUUGGACAAAGCAAUGAAAGGAACAGUGACCACUUACCUGGGUGGUCUUCCAGAUAUUCCAUUUGGUGCCACACCAGUGAAUGUCUUUUACAAUGGCUGUAUGGAAGUGAACAUUAAUGGUGUUCAGCUGGAUCUGGAUGAAGCCAUUUCUAAGCAUAAUGAUAUUAGAGCUCACUCGUGUCCAUCAGUUUUGAAAAGCACAAAGAAUUCUUAAGGCUUCUUUCCUGUGCUGAUAAUAUAUUUUUCCUGUGCGUAAUUAUACUUAUGUUUCAAUAAUAGCGGAAGGGUUUUCCCUGCACUGUGCAGACUUUGAUUAUUUUAUGGUACUUUGACUUUCCUGGAAUUUUAAAAAGGUCCUUUUUCAAGAAGAACAAGAUCCUCUUGUGAUACAAAUCACAUUAAAAAAAUUCUUACCUCUAUUGCUGCCUAGAAAUUAAAUAAUGGAAUACACAAACAUUUCUAAUUUGAAUUUUUGCUACAAAUGACAUUUCUUCAUUUUUAUGUUUGUAAAAGUAAAAUUAAAUUUUGUCACCAUGA